AUGUCUGCACCAACUUCGAUGCUGACAAAAACUUGCCGCUACCCGUUAAACCCGUUGCAAAUCAACGGAACACAGGCACCAAACACCACAGUCUGUCCAGACAGUUGCUAUUGUGCAUACUGCAGAAUUUCUGACAAACAUUCAGUGUCCUCUCGACAUGAAGUUUACUGCAAUAAGAGACCAUAUACUCAUAUUCCUUCAGCAUCGAUUCCGGUGGAUGUAGGUGAUUUAUUCAUGAACCAAAAUUAUAUUGUUGGCAUCAGCGGCGAUAGCCUGGUGCACUUCACUCAGCUACAAACAUUGUAUUUGAAUUACAAUAGUUUAUUAUCAUCUGAGAUGGAUGAUCAUAUAUUUGAUAGCCAAGUUAACUUGAAAUCUUUGCAUCUGGAUUACAAUCGUGGAUUAGUUAACAUUCGCAAAAGUUGGUUUCUUAAGUUGGUAUCCUUACAAUCUAUAUACAUUCAGCAUUCGGUUGUUAAGACUCUCGAAAAGGGUUUGUUUGAUAAUUGUCUUCAACUUCAAACAAUCUCUCUUACCGGAAAUCAGAUAGCUAAACUCCCUAUCAAUAUAUUUCACAACCUUCCAUUUCUGAAAAAUAUUGAUAUUGAGUCGAAUGACAUCGGUUUACUCCCUUCAUACCUAUUUCUUGGAUCACCGAACGUGACGCGGUUUUUCGUGCAAAAAAACAAGGUGACAACAAUCAGUCAAAAAAUUGGAUUCCAGGAGUUGACCAAGUUGAUUGCUCUUGGAAUUGAGUACAAUCCAUUAGUUUGUGAUUGUAACCUGGUAUGGUUUCGUAACUGGAUUAACCAAACCAAAGCAACACUUGUGGAACUCGAGCACGCUACAUGUAAAAACAAGGAUGGAAUUAGUCUAGUUAGCUUUGAUGCAAAUUCUCUUAGAUGCUAUGUGUUUUUAAUUGAUUUAUUAUUUCGUCUUUGCGUUGACUUCAGGGAUUUUGUAGUUGGGGGAGCGAUUGCUGACAAUAUUUCUGAUGCUAUUAAAUAUAGUCGCAAAAUGUUGAUAGUUGUCACCAAAAACUUUGCUAAAAGUGAAUGGUGUUACUUUGAAAUGGAAAUGGCCCGAACACGUAUGUUUGACCAUCACGAGGACAUUUUAGUAGUUGUAAUAUUAGAGCAUGUGGCGAGUAGAAAUAUGCCGACAUUGCUUCAGAAGAUCUUGAGAAAGAAGACCUACAUCGAAUGGACUGAAAAUCCAGAUGGUCAGAAGGUGUUCUGGACACGCUUGGCGGCGGCUUUGAAUACUCCGAAUGCUCACCACGACCGUCUAUUAAAUUGAGAUGUGCUAAAAUCCAGAAAACACUGUGCAAAGAUUAUUGAAUGCUAACGAUUUAGAUUAUGAAGUUGCUAGCAAUAGAAAAUUGUGGAAAAUUUUAUUUUGAUUUUCAA
Molecule: messenger RNA, 1409 nt
Organism: Anneissia japonica
Lineage: Eukaryota; Metazoa; Echinodermata; Crinoidea; Comatulida; Comatulidae
Product: platelet glycoprotein Ib alpha chain-like
Exons: 2
Coding region: 1-1299 (432 amino acids)
Biological process (GO): immune response; toll-like receptor signaling pathway
Cellular component (GO): membrane
Molecular function (GO): protein binding; transmembrane signaling receptor activity
Source: RefSeq, a predicted model, not a curated record